This is a messenger RNA of Ustilaginoidea virens, 963 nucleotides long. RefSeq lists its product as uncharacterized. The record is from RefSeq and is a predicted model, not a curated record. The transcript has 3 exons. Lineage: Eukaryota; Fungi; Ascomycota; Sordariomycetes; Hypocreales; Clavicipitaceae. Gene Ontology annotation, cellular component: cytosol. Bases 1 to 963 code for a protein of 320 amino acids. Gene Ontology annotation, biological process: protein folding; positive regulation of ATP-dependent activity. Gene Ontology annotation, molecular function: protein-folding chaperone binding; ATPase activator activity.
AUGGUUCUGCACAACCCCAACAACUGGCAUUGGGUGAACAAGGACGUUUCCCAGUGGGCAUUGCAAUGGUUCGAGCAGAACCUAACAAGUAUUGAAGCCAAGGAUGGCGACGUAGAAGCCAAGAUCAGCAAAGUCCAGAGUAUGGAUGGCGACGUCGACGUCAGUCAAAGAAAAGGCAAAGUCAUCACCAUCUUCGACGUCAAGCUCGUCCUGGAGUACUCUGGAUCUGCACCGGACGCGGAUGAGGUUACUGGAACCAUCACCAUACCCGAGGUCGCACAUGAUACCGAUGAGGACGACUACGUGUUUGAGGUCGACAUCUUUUCCGAUGCCAAGGAAAAACAGCCGGUGAAAGACCUUGUCCGCUCCAAGCUCGUGCCCCAGUUGCGCAAGCAGUUCCCAAAACUCGCCCCGGCCCUCAUUGAGGAACAUGGAAAAGACAUCCAGCAUGCCGCCGGCUCUAACCCUUCGAGCGGCUUCUCGACUCCUAAGCUUCACCCUCAGUCUUCGACCCCCAACCCCUCGCAUUCUACAAAGGCCUCGAUUAGCACUUCUGGCAUCAUUAACACGAAGACGGUGACGGACAAUGAAGAGUUUCGAACCACGGCCGAUGAGUUGUACCAAACCUUUGUUGACCCUCAACGCUUGGCUGCUUUCACCCGCUCGCCCCCAAAGGUCUUUGAGGGCGCAAAAACGGGCGGCAAGUUUGAGCUUUUCGGCGGCAAUGUUUCCGGAGAAUACCUUGAGCUUGAACCAGGCAAAAAGGUUGUGCAGAGCUGGCGUCUGAGUCAGUGGCCGGCUGGCCAUUUUUCCAAGCUUCAGAUAGAGUUUGACCAGAACGAUGUCGAUCACGUUACUGUCAUGCGCGUCACCUGGGACGGCGUGCCCGUUGGCCAGGAAGAGGUCACCAAGCGGAACUGGUUGGAGUAUUACGUGAAGAGUAUCAAGCAGACUUUUGGGUGA